AUGAAUGAAGAUCAGGUGAAUGACAUAAUCCAGAGAUGGAGAGAGACACCUCAAGAAGAUUUAAAGCCGGAGGACUAUGAGCAGUUCCAAGAUUUUGGAUCUGCGUGUCUCACCGAUGGUGACGGUGCACAACUACUGAUGUUCCUCCAGGAUGAGAAGAACCAGGAACUUGUCAAGACGAUGGGCUGUGUUCUCAUCGCACCUCUAUUAAAGGAAUCCCUUAAAAAACAGAAAAGUUUUGAUUGCUGCCAGACUGCUAUCACACAUCUCACCAGGACCUGCGGCCCGAAUGAGCUCCUGCAGAGCUUACUUGAAGUAAUCGACGACAUCAAACCAGGCGCCAUUUCUGAGAGUAUCUUAGCCCUCAUACCACAUCUUCAAACAGUGCUGCUUCAGUUGGAGGACAAGAAGGCAGCAGGUUUGGGCUUGGCCCUCUCUGCUUUGCAAAAGCAGCUGUCUUGGCUGCCUGUACCUUACACCCGGGAGCAGGAAGAGGCUGACAAGUACGGUAUGUGUCGCUGCUGCAAUGCCUUGGCUGCAUUUACUCAACCAUUCAUCGAGGAGGUGAAGAGGAAAAAUGGAAACAUCACAAACUCGGACGAGGAGAUGAAGACUGAGCUUCUUAAGUUCUGCAUGUGGAGCUUGAGAGAGCCUUUGCUUGCGGCAGAACUGAACCGAAACAGAAGAACAUCCCUCUGGGUCUUUGCAACAGAGAUCAUGGUUAUUCUCACUGCUGUUCAACAGUCUCUGUCAGAGUUCCUGUUCUUUAACUCAGGGAAGAAAUGCAACCUGACAGACAGCAGUCAGUCAAAGGAGUCAAGAGCUUGUCUGGCUUAUCUUCUGUUUGUCCAGCUGAUCAGCAUCGACACCUUUCCAGCAGUAUUCAGUCCGGUGUUUGUUCUUCAACGCAACAUGGAGUACAUCAAUCAGCUGCUCAGUAGCAAAAGUGAAUCACACCUGCUGAAAGGACUGGCACUGUAUGCCAAAAGCUUGGAGAGUGUGCAGGACAACAGUCUUCCUGUGAGUCUGCUGGAGCUGAGGAGCUUCAAUAGUGUGCCACAGAACCUGCAGCACAUUCUUACAGAUUGUCCAGUUAAACAUUUGAGAGAAACAGGACUGAAGGUGUUCCAGCUCUUCAUUGACAAAUUAGAUCCAGAAGCAAAGCACAAGUUCUUCAGGUGUAUGUUGAAAACCAGCUCCCAUGCAGGAGUAGUGAGUUACAUCAUAAAAAACAUCCGGAGUCAAGUCGAAUUUUCUACCCAGCCGGGUAACGCCAAUAAAUGGUUUCUGGGAGAGGACCUUCUCUCGUUGUUGGGACUGGUGUUGUGUUUGCCACAAGGGGCUGAGACUGAUUUGCUGAGUAAUAUGGACAGGAUAAUGGAGAGUUUGAAUCUUCUACGCUAUCUCCUAAUCAGAGACAAAGAACUCAGAGGCAAAACAGAUAUGUGGGAAGAGCUGUGCAGGAUCAAAGAUGAAUUCCUCAAAAUGCUGCGUGUGUGCAUCAGCAUAUCAAGAGGGUAUUAUUCUGCUGAACGGAAGGCACUGAGGGAGGAUCAGAAGCUAAAAGCAAAAGAAGCCAGAGAUGCUGCCAGAACAACUAGAUUAAUAAAAAGCAUCAAUGUGAAACAUGAGAAAGUUUCCAACAUGUCCCCAGAGGACCAGCACCAGGUGUUGCAGAGUGCUUUGGUGACCUUUGACCUGAUGGAGAGUCUCAUAUUCCGGAUUGAAGAGAUCGCUGAGGAAAAACUGAAGAUUUGCUGCUAAACAACUCUCUGAAACUCAAACGAGUGUCCAUUCACCUGUUCAGCAAUUAAAUGUAUCAGAAUCGUAUUUGAUAUAUAAACAUAGGUCCCAACCUUUCUCUGUACGGUCAUCAAUACGCAGCUUUAAACAAAACCAAUUUCAAAAUUCAUCCCCACCUUAAUUGUUUCACAAAACAAGAUAUUAAUGGAACUCCAAACACACAUAAUCAAAGGUUUGUUACCUUUAAGAGGCAACUGUCAUUAAAUUGAAUUCAUGAUCCCUUAAAA
Messenger RNA from Notolabrus celidotus (New Zealand spotty), 2030 nucleotides. Its product is annotated as glomulin-like. The record is from RefSeq and is a predicted model, not a curated record. Gene Ontology annotation, molecular function: ubiquitin-protein transferase inhibitor activity. Bases 1 to 1764 code for a protein of 587 amino acids. The transcript has 18 exons. NCBI's taxonomy places the organism in Eukaryota, Metazoa, Chordata, Actinopteri, Labriformes, Labridae. Gene Ontology annotation, cellular component: cytoplasm.